UGCCUGAAGCAGUGUCAUUGAGAAACAUGGCGGCCUCCACGGGACUUACGGGUGUUGCUGCUUCCAGUUCGCAAGGUCCAGCUCCGCCUGGUCCGAGCGUGGACAGCCCCACUAUUCAGUACAGUAUGGUUCUGGAGCAUCUUAUCGGGGAUAAGAGGCCCGUGAAGAACCUGAAUCCCGCCGUGAUGGGGGCCCUGCCCGUGCCUCCGAAAACCGACGAACAGAAGAUGAUCGAGAGAGGGAUGGAGAGCUGCGCUUUCAAGUCUUUGUUAGCCUGUGUGGGAGGGUUCGUUCUUGGAGGAGCUUUUGGUGUUUUCACAGCUGGAAUUGAUUCCAAUGUUGGCUUUGACCCCAAAGACCCCUUGAGAACCCCAACAGCACGAGAGGUUCUAAAAGACAUGGGCCAGAGGGGGAUGUCCUAUGCCAAGAACUUUGCCAUUGUGGGCGCCAUGUUCUCCUGUACAGAGUGCAUCAUAGAAUCACACAGAGGCAAAUCUGACUGGAAGAAUGCAGUGUACAGUGGUUGCGUGACCGGAGGAGCUAUUGGCUUUCGCGCUGGUCUGAAGGCCGGUGUCCUGGGAUGUGGAGGCUUUGCUGCAUUCUCUGCUGCAAUUGAAUAUUACUUGCGGUGACGCACUAUGGAGUCGCUCGAUGGACAAAAACAUAAAUGUUGCACAUGGGGACCAGAGAAGGAAGACUGGCGCUGUGAGAGCGCUAACCCCGAUAUUUCCCUGCACAUCGAGGAUGGCUCUAAAAGCAGGAUUGAUGUAUAUUGUUCAAACGUGGGGAUAUUCAGUGACAUCACCGUGGACUAAAAAAAGACCUGUCUGUGUAUUUUCCAGUGACUUUAGUACCAACUUCAUAUGGUGAAGCUUCAGAAACAGAGCAGAGUGUGUCUGCUUCAGUGGAUACUGAUCAGAUGAGGAAAGCUGAACAUGUGUGAGCUUCACUCUGGGUUUAUUAAACUCAGAUGAACGCUGUUCUGGUUGUAGAACACUGGUUUGAUGUGUCAGUGACUAAUCCACAGCAGGAUUAUUCAUAAUAAAAGUGAUAUUUGUUAAA
Messenger RNA from Archocentrus centrarchus (flier cichlid), 1062 nucleotides. RefSeq names its product translocase of inner mitochondrial membrane 22 homolog (yeast) (gene timm22). Gene Ontology annotation, cellular component: TIM22 mitochondrial import inner membrane insertion complex. Gene Ontology annotation, molecular function: transmembrane protein transporter activity. The coding region runs from base 27 to 632 and encodes 201 amino acids. Lineage: Eukaryota; Metazoa; Chordata; Actinopteri; Cichliformes; Cichlidae. The transcript is spliced from 4 exons. The record is from RefSeq and is a predicted model, not a curated record. Gene Ontology annotation, biological process: protein insertion into mitochondrial inner membrane.